UGUUGGGACAGAGGUACCGCAGUCUGAAAGCCCCACCGUCCGGCGUCCGAAAAAACGAAAGGAGUUCACAAGUUUCGUACCUCUUGCGCCACUGGGGAAAGUAGAAAUUGAAUGGAAUGGAGCAACAAAGAGUCACAGGCCCUUUCUUUAGCAACAAAUAGAAAGGGCACUUGUGGGUAGAUGCAGGUACGUAUUGAUACCAUCCGUCAUGUGGAAGUGGAUUUCAGAUACGGUGGGCCCCCCAUUGGGUUUUGCCACCACCGAUGGUAUGCUCACAAAGGAGCAGGUGCUGGACUUUUGCAGAUUGAACCUGGCUGCCCUUGAAAAGCCAGAAGUGAAGCAGAGGAUUGCUGAACACUUCAAAGCUGGAGAGCAGGCCGCGGAAAUGACAACCAAGGUCCAGGAGGAGAUUUUCAGCUCCAUGGGGAUCGAACCAAAGUUCGGCAUAUCUUGCUUGGGGCGUGUUGGGUCUGUUUUCAGGAAUGAUCAAGAAGUCAUGAUGAACUUUAUGGAGCUGAUAGGAAGGGAGGAGUUGGCGUGCGAUGAGGCGGAGAAACCUGAAGAGUUCAGGAAAAAGAUGGAACUCAUGCAGAAGAUGCAUGAACAGCAAGUUGCAAUGGAGGAGCAUCUGAAGGGGAAAUCACCAGAGGAGCGGUUGGCCUUCAUCCAAAAUAUGCAACGACAAAUGCAACAAAGCAAGACGCAAACCGGGGUAGGAGGGAACAAUGUUGUAAGCCCUCAAGAGCAACUGCAUUUCUUCCAACAGCAGUAUGCACAGUCAGGGCCCUCUCAACCAAGCAGAGCAGCUUCCUCUAGUGAUAGGGCUCAGAACACAAGCAACGUGGUACAAAGACGGUAACAUGAGCAUCGGGCUUUCAGUAGCGUCAUGAUCAGUCCGGAGUGUAAAUAGACGUCAACUCGUUUUCGCCUGGAGCGGGUGUUAGAUCCCGGGACCAACUUAAGUAUCCAUGCAUGUUCACCCGGCAGUAUGUAAAUACUGACAGGUUCGCGGGCUCGUCCCUGCCUAUUACAUGCAGGCGUGCUUCAGGUU
Molecule: messenger RNA, 1051 nt
Organism: Klebsormidium nitens
Lineage: Eukaryota; Viridiplantae; Streptophyta; Klebsormidiophyceae; Klebsormidiales; Klebsormidiaceae
Source: the annotation of a GenBank genome assembly